AUGGUAGCCCAGGACCCUUACGCAGUCACUGAUAUGUCGGAACUCCCCGAGUCGGCGUUUUCGCCGCGGGAGUACCGCAGAGGCGAUUUGGUGACCGGGGAAAUUGUACGCAUUGAUGACGAAGGUAUGGUCAUCAGCGCCGGCCUCAAAACCGAAGGCAUCGUUCCUCCCCAAGAAAUGCGGACUUUGACCGACGAACGAAGAGAGCAGAUGGUGCAGGGCGCCCGCGUCAUGGUGAUUCAUCUGAACAACCGUGGGCCCGGCGGCAUGGCGGUUUUCUCCUACGACCAGGCUCAGGAAAAGCAGGUCUGGGAAGACCUCAUCGACCUACACCAAAAGAUUCGGAACUAUCCGCCAAAGUUGUGCAGCACAACAAAGGCGGUCUGGUCGUAG
Geodia barretti is the source of this 393-nucleotide messenger RNA. Lineage: Eukaryota; Metazoa; Porifera; Demospongiae; Tetractinellida; Geodiidae. The record is from the annotation of a GenBank genome assembly.